Cladophialophora psammophila CBS 110553 is the source of this 1641-nucleotide messenger RNA. RefSeq lists its product as uncharacterized. The coding region runs from base 1 to 1641 and encodes 546 amino acids. The transcript has 5 exons. Lineage: Eukaryota; Fungi; Ascomycota; Eurotiomycetes; Chaetothyriales; Herpotrichiellaceae. Gene Ontology annotation, biological process: DNA-templated transcription. Gene Ontology annotation, molecular function: DNA binding; zinc ion binding. The record is from RefSeq and is a predicted model, not a curated record.
AUGCGCCGCAAAGGUGUUUUCGACACGCUUCCGAACGAUGUUGCAGACGAAGCCAUCCGCUGCUAUUUUGAACAUGUCCAUUUCUUCAUUCCCGUCGUAGAUGCUGGCACUUUCUUGGCCCAGUAUACAAAUGAACGCAAUAACAUCAGCCCCCUUUUAUUUUGGAGUAUGAUUUUAGCCACCGCCAAUUUUGUGAGCUCCGACCUGCUGCAAAAGGCAGGAUAUUCAUCCCGGCGUGUCAUGAAAAAGGCGAUGUAUGAGCGGGCCAAGUGUCUCUACGAUUGCGACCGAGGAACUGAUAAACUUGUCCUCAUUCAAUCCGUCAUCCUAAUGGGAUUCUGGUACACUGAUCCACAAGACCAUACCGGAGCAUGGCAUUGGACUGGUGUUGCCAUCUCUCUAUGCCAGAAUCUUGGCCUUCAUCGGGACCCCCAGUCAACCCUCCGUGGACAAGGUGUAUCCGAUUCUUUCGUCAGACACGCGCGACGUCUCUGGUGGACUUGCUUUGUUAGAGACCGAUGGGUAUCGCUGGCGAAAGGCCGUCCGAUGCGAAUUCAUCACGAGGAUUGCGAUGUGCCGAUGCCGUGUGCUAACGACAUUCUCACUGAUCUGGAGCAGGUCUCAAGCGAGCAUCGCGAGAGGUUCAUUCCCUCAGAGUACGACGCACUGGCAGCAAUGUGGGUUCGCUUCGUGCAAACCAGUUAUGCACUAGGAAACAUUCUGCGUGCCCAUUAUCGUGCCAGGGGCCCUCGGCCAAGCCUUGAAACUGUCGAUAAUCUUGUAGAGGAGUUGCAGGAAUGCGCUCGACAAGACCAAUUGUCAGAUGUCUCCAAUUACCUGCUCCGCAUGCAUGCUUAUCAGGUCGAGUUGUUCUACCAAGCCACAGUUACGGUCCUCUAUCGCCCAUAUGUCCUCGGCGGCCUUGCAGCCAUUCCUGCUACUGCUCCACCUCUGUGGCACAAGACAGCUUUGGCGAAAGCAAGAGCAGCAGCUUCAAACACCAACAAUAUUCUAGAGAAGCUGAUUGAAAUCGAUGCUAUCCAGUUUUUGAAACCAAUGAUAAUUACCGCCAUAGUUCCCUCGAUGCAAAUCCACCUUUUCGAUUACAAGUCCGUUGAACCUCUUAUUAGCGGUCUCGCGGGCAAUCGCCUCCAACUCUGUAUGCUUAUCCUGUCAAAGCUCCGCGAGACGUACUGGAGCGCCGGGGUUAUGUACAGACUUUUCGAACGCGCGCAGCGUAUUCUUCAAGAGUCCAAGCGUUGUAAUCUCAGUACCGUUCCAAGAUUAGGCCAGGACCUUGAUCAAGUAGUGAAUCACUCCGACACCCGACCGAAUGCAGAUUACCAGAAUCGAUUGCAAAAACAUAUCGACACCUCUAUUCUUGACUCCCCCUUGGAGGGCUGGCCCUUGAUGACCAGUACUACAACCGAAAUAUUGCCAUUCUGGGACGGCCCUUUGAGCUUCGAUACGGUGGAUGAGCUACUCGGGCCUAGUUUUGGCCUUCCCGGGGAUGCCUUCGACGGUUUAUUCACGGGCUGCUAUGGCGGUAGCGCCCAGGGGUUGAAUCCUGUGAUACAGUUGCACAAUGACCUUCCACAAUUUGACGUGAGCUAUGUUGACUCAACUCGGGGACAUGCGUGA